GAAGUUAUUUAAAAAAACUUUAAGAUUGCAAAAUGUCUGUUGGAAUAGAAUUAUUAAUUACAGAAGAACCUCAUCUUAUACCAGGAUACACUGGUUAUUGUCCGCAAUAUCGAUUUAGAUGCGGCGAAACGUACGCAAAAGCCACGCAUAAACUGUUGCUCGAUCGUACGGUUAAUCAUGAGAAUACCUUUAUCCUGUCGAAUCGUGUAACUCGCGAUUGCCAGCUACCGCGAAAAAGCGAUAUAGAUACAGUGAAUGCUCGUUUCAAAAGAACGGAUCCUAUCUUCGUUCAUCCUAUGUUGCCAGGAUACGAGGGUUUUAUUCCGAGAUUGAACGCUAGAAUCGGACAGAGAUAUACAGUGCUCGCAACAGAAGGACUUGCAGAAUUCGAGCGGGAACAAUUACGAAAUAAGGCUGCUCUAAGUCAACUGCGAAAAACGAUCGAUGAACAAAGCGAACAAAGUAAAUCGCAAAAUUUAAAGGGAUGUCCGGAAAGAAGCUGGCGAAUGUACGAUAAUAGGAUGGCAAAACGAGAAAACUUUAUUGAACCAAAUUAUUGAUAUUAGCUCACGCGAGUCAAG
Molecule: messenger RNA, 581 nt
Organism: Pseudomyrmex gracilis
Lineage: Eukaryota; Metazoa; Arthropoda; Insecta; Hymenoptera; Formicidae
Product: UPF0605 protein CG18335-like
Exons: 5
Coding region: 33-560 (175 amino acids)
Source: RefSeq, a predicted model, not a curated record